Messenger RNA from Plasmopara halstedii, 855 nucleotides. RefSeq lists its product as hypothetical. The record is from RefSeq and is a predicted model, not a curated record. Lineage: Eukaryota; Oomycota; Peronosporomycetes; Peronosporales; Peronosporaceae. The transcript has a single exon. Bases 1 to 855 code for a protein of 284 amino acids. Gene Ontology annotation, molecular function: ferrous iron binding; oxidoreductase activity, acting on single donors with incorporation of molecular oxygen; zinc ion binding.
AUGGUCACCUUCCGCCACCCUGUUGUCACCCUCUCGCAUGGACCCGGUCCACUCUGGUUACUUUCCUCAGGGUUUGCCGGCUUGGAUAAGAAUAGUGAGUCUGCACGCCAGUUAACAACUAUAUUCGACAAGCUUUAUCCGAAGAAAAGUAACCUUCCCAAGCGAAUUUUGUAUGUAUCUGCCCAUUGGGAUUCCGAGAGUGAUGGCUUCGAGAUUUCGUCCGCUGCCAAUCCCAACAUGAUAUUUGAUUAUCAUGGCUUCUCUGACGAAGCCUAUCAGGUAAAGUACCCGGCCAAAGGUGAUCCCGAGUUUGCUCAAAAAGUCAAGAAGCAUCUCGAGAAGAAUCAUAUCAAAGCUAAGCUUGUUGAUCGUGGAUUCGAUCACGGCGUGUUUGUGCCAAUGGUUUUAAUUCGUCCAGAGGCCGACAUUCCUAUUGUUACAAUGUCCAUAAACUUGCGUCUGAGCAAUAAAGCGCAUUUUGACCUAGGCAAGGCAAUUGCACACUUCCGCAAUGAUGAUACUCUCAUCUUGUGCUCCGGUCAGGCCACGCAUAAUUUGCGUGCAAGUUGCGAUCUAAAGCACACACCAGUUGAAUGGGCUGCUCAAUUUCAAGGUUGGCUUGAUAGCACUUUUACAUCUGAGUUGAGCUAUGGUCAACGUCACGACCAGAUCAUUAACUGGUCUGUAGCUCCUGCUGCAAAACUCGCGCAUCCGACACCUGACCAUUUUAUUCCAUUCGUUGUUGGCGCUGGUGCUGGCAUGGAAGAAAGCAAAUCAGAAGCUGAAAAGUUAUUUGGUGGUUGGGGAAUGGGUCACAUGUCGUUUGCCACUUAUGCUUGGGGAAUCGAUUGUUAA